AUGGACAAUACGGUGUUAAUGUGGUUGUCCCGUGUUAAAGAACGAUUAAAUAUUAUUCCUAAAUUUUUAGCCGUCAAUACGAGGAAAACUUGCCGUGAAGUUAUCGUUGACCAUUUCUUGGAGAACCAAGAAAUUGAUGCCAAAAUUGGUGGGUCUGGACGCAUCGUUCAAAUUGAUGAAAGUAAAUUUGGACGACAAAAGUUCAAUAAAGGUCGGCGGGUAGAUGGACAUUUGGUUCUCGGUAUGAUCGAGUAUGAAUUUGAGGAUCUCAGGUUGGAAUUGUGUACUGGGAAUGUACUCAGUGCUGAUGUACUGAUUCCUCUGAUAAGAAAUUGUCUGGGAGAGCAUGGUUACAUCCAUAAGAAGUUGAACCAUGGCGAACCCGACAAUCCGUUUGUAGCGGAGGAUGGUACCCAUACCCAAAGGAUAGAAUCCCAAUGGAGGAUAUUAAAACGGGCAUUCUACAACGACAGCUAUAACCACAAUUUCGCGGACUGGGUCGUGGAGUACCAGUGGCGACGAAUUUAUAAUGACAUUACAACAAAUCCAAAAUCUAUUUAUGAAACUUAUUCCGCCUCAUUUGGCCGCCUAUCAGAUUUCGAAUCAUCCAAUCAGAGACUGGAGCUAGAGCGAGCGGCACGUUGGCAGUGGCGAGAUGGCGGUGUGGAGUCAAGUCGAACCAACCCAACACUUUAG
Molecule: messenger RNA, 696 nt
Organism: Eupeodes corollae
Lineage: Eukaryota; Metazoa; Arthropoda; Insecta; Diptera; Syrphidae
Exons: 5
Coding region: 1-696 (231 amino acids)
Source: RefSeq, a predicted model, not a curated record